UCUACUCUUCUUCUUCUUCUUCUUCUUCAUAUUGAUAUUGAGAUGGGAGAUGAUAAUGUAAACCUCCCUCCAGGCUUCCACUUCUAUCCAACUGAUGAAGAACUUGUGGUUCAUUUCCUCAAUCGUAAGGCAUCGCUCUUACCUUGCCAUCCAGAUGUCAUUCCCGAUCUCGAUCUCUAUCCAUACGAUCCAUGGGAACUUGAUGGUAAGGCAUUGCAAGGAGGUAACCAGUGGUAUUUCUACAGCCGAAGAACUCCGAAUCGAGUUUCAGCUAAUGGGUAUUGGAAGCCUGUAGGUAUGGAUGAACCAAUAAUUUCAAAUGCUGGUAAGAGAUUGGGCUUGAAGAAGUGUCUUGUAUUCUACGUCGGCGGCGGCGAAACACCGGCUGAUGGAAUCAAAACCAAUUGGAUAAUGCAGGAAUACCGACUUUCAGAUUCCGGUUCUAGUAGCAGGACGUCUUCCAAAAGAAAAGGAACUUCAAAACUAGAUUCAAGCAAAUGGGUCCUUUGUCGAGUCUGCGAGAGGAAUAGUGGUUCUCAAGGGGGAUUUGGAGACGACGAUGACGGAGAUGGCACAGAGCUUUCAUGCUUAGAUGAAGUUUUCUUGUCAUUAGAUGACCUUGAUGAAAUUAGUUUGCCAAAUUAGAUU
Molecule: messenger RNA, 648 nt
Organism: Telopea speciosissima
Lineage: Eukaryota; Viridiplantae; Streptophyta; Magnoliopsida; Proteales; Proteaceae
Product: NAC domain-containing protein 104-like
Exons: 3
Coding region: 43-645 (200 amino acids)
Biological process (GO): regulation of DNA-templated transcription; system development
Molecular function (GO): DNA binding
Source: RefSeq, a predicted model, not a curated record